Molecule: messenger RNA, 1040 nt
Organism: Oxyura jamaicensis (ruddy duck)
Lineage: Eukaryota; Metazoa; Chordata; Aves; Anseriformes; Anatidae
Gene: EMC6
Product: ER membrane protein complex subunit 6
Exons: 2
Coding region: 178-516 (112 amino acids)
Biological process (GO): autophagosome assembly; protein folding in endoplasmic reticulum
Cellular component (GO): endoplasmic reticulum; membrane; EMC complex
Source: RefSeq, a predicted model, not a curated record
CGGAGCCGGGCGUGAGGUAAGGGGGGGGGGGACGGGGCGGGGCGGGAGGGCGCUGAGGGACGGAGCCGGGCCCCUGAGGGCGGCUCCUGAGGGAGCGCGGCCUGAGGCGAGGCGCCCCGCGCGGCGCUCGUGUCCGUGUCCCCCCCCCAGCCUCGUCCCGGAGCCCGGCAGGGAGCCAUGGCCGCCCCGGCGGCGGCCGCGAGGCGCGAGGGGCCGCAGUUCAUCAGCGAGGCGGCCGUGAGGGGCAACGCGGCCGUGCUGGACUACUGCCGCACGUCGGUCUCGGCCCUGUCGGGCGCCACCGCCGGGAUCCUCGGCCUGAGCGGGCUGCACGGCUUCGUCUUCUACUUCCUGGCCUCCGUCCUGCUCUCCGUGCUCCUGGUGCUAAAAGCCGGCCGCCGGUGGAACAAGUACUUCAAGUCGCGACGGCCGCUGUUCACGGGGGGGCUCAUCGGAGGGCUCUUCACCUACGUCCUCUUCUGGACUUUCCUCUACGGCAUGGUGCACGUCUACUGAACGGCUGGGAGCCGCCGCAGCGGCGGGGGUUUGUAACGAAGCGGGAGGACCGUUGCCAAAAGUCACCCCCACACCUCGGCCAGCUCACCUCAAACCGUUGUUCAUCGCUCGUGUCGAUACCGUCAGUAAAUUAUGUCCAAGUACAAAUGAAUCGGUAGUGCUGUGCUAAUUGAACUGAAUGUGAAAGCGCUCGGAUGCCUCCCAUGGAUAUUUGGUGGCUGAUGAACAAUUUCUGUCCUUAAUUGCGGUCACAGCUGCAGAUUCUGAUUACUUUAGUUCCUUGUAUCCUCAGCGUUUGGGAUAAGAAAUACCAGUUAGGGCCCCCCCCCCCCCCAGUUGCUGCCUGCCCGGUUAUAACAGCACUCUAAAAAUAAUCCACUGACACAGGGAAAUGUUUCACAGCAGCGUGUAAUUAACGGUAUGUCAAGGUUUGAUACAGAAAUGUAUUUGAGUUGCUAGUGCAAAUGUUACCUUCCACAGUUGCUGUAUUUACACCUUAUAAAUAAAUGACGUUGUCGUGGAGA